Molecule: messenger RNA, 1446 nt
Organism: Fundulus heteroclitus (mummichog)
Lineage: Eukaryota; Metazoa; Chordata; Actinopteri; Cyprinodontiformes; Fundulidae
Exons: 5
Coding region: 200-1147 (315 amino acids)
Source: RefSeq, a predicted model, not a curated record
AGCAGCCAGCAGCUUGAGCUGAGCAGCCAAUCAGCAGCAGCAGUGUGAUCUGUGGGCUGCAGGGGCUGAUGGGAGCUCUGAGGAGCUGCUAGAAACCACGUGGCCCUCGUCUGAUCUCACAGCUCGUCCUUGUUUGGCCUCAGCUGCAUCAGAGCGCCACUUCUCCCCAGGUUCACCAGAGGAAACACCACUGCACAAAAUGCUUUUCCUCCCAGCUGCUGCUCUCUGCUGUCUGUGUUCAGCGCUGACUGCCAUGGCAACACAGCUGCUUCAGGAGGAUCUAUCUCUGACCAGGAAAAAAGAUGAGAGUGUGUCCUUCAGCUGUGGAGCAACUGAUCAGUGUGAUGGUGAUUAUGCGUAUUGGUACCAGAAGAAAGAAUCAGAAACAUUUAAGAUUAUUUUUCGUUAUUCUAAGAGUACCUGUGAAAUCUUAAAACAGUACAAUCAUCCCCAGAAGGAUGAUUUCUCAUCAGAGAGAAAUCCGAUGGGCUGUGCAUUGAAAAUAAACACAAUUAAACUCGAUCAUAAAGCCUCCUACUACUGCAGCUGUGUGAAGUCUGAAUACCUCUUUGGUUCUGGAACCAAGCUGUUUGUAGGUAAAAAACCGGUGAAGAAGCCUGAGGUGACUGUGUGUCCGGUGAAAACAGAAGCUGCUGAAGAGGGAAAGACGGCUCUGAUGUGUCUGGCCUCCAGCAUGUUUCCUCCUCUGGUCCAGAUCUCCUGGAAAAGACAGGAGCAGAACAGCAAACAGGAGAAGCCGAUCCCUGCUGAGGAGAAAGAAAAGAAGCUCAGCGGGUCAAGAAGUUCUGCCAGCAUCAGGCUGGUUAAUGAUGAUGCUCUCUAUGAUUAUGAAUACAUCUGUGAAGUUCAGCAUGAAACUGGCAAAGUUAUAAACCAAACCCAGCUCCAAGGACUUCCAGCUCCAACAACAAGGUCUCCACCAUCAGCAGCACCUCCAGGUCCUGAUCCAGCAGCAGCUUCUGUCCCUCCUCAGCUGCCAGUGAAGCUGCCAGUGUCCUUCCAGUCUGAGUGCAGGGUGAAGCUGCUCUGCCUGCUCUACACAGUGCUGAUAGUCAAGAGUCUGGUGUACUGCUGUGGACUCUCUCUGCUGAUGAUGCUCACAAACCAGGGACCGUCCACCACCUGAACACACGCUGACUCUCUGCUUUCUCUCCAGCUUUCAGCACCAUCACAUCUCUGCAAUUUAUCACAUUUAUCACUUUCAUCAGUAUUCACAAUGUUAUUAAGGAUAGAGUGGAGAAAGUAAAGCUUGGUUUCAUUUUGCUUCGUUUUUGUCAAUGAUUUCUUCUUAUUUUGAAUUUUUCAUACAGUGUAAACACAGAAUUUUGUAGGUUCUGCACAUUCAGUGUUUUAAUAAACUCAAAUAUAUCCCUGUUGUGUACGGAGCCCCUAAAGGGACAUUGAAGGGGAAAAGUACUUUGUGGU